This is a messenger RNA of [Torrubiella] hemipterigena, 2782 nucleotides long. NCBI's taxonomy places the organism in Eukaryota, Fungi, Ascomycota, Sordariomycetes, Hypocreales, Clavicipitaceae. The record is from the annotation of a GenBank genome assembly.
UAGCGCUGUGAAGUCAUCAUUCUGAGCGCCCAGCCCACUAAAUUAAAACUGCAACCCCCCUUGUCACACACUGUUUGCCAGCGCCCGCAUUGCUGCUUUUCCCCCUUCUGCAACCUCUACUUCAACAGACUGCGGCGCGCCAACCAACUCCACGGACCUUCUGCCUCUUUCUCUGCCAUCGUCUUCCCGCUCCAAUCGCCACGCGCGCCCAUCUUAUACGCGCUUACCCUGACAAGAACAGGUGCAACCGAUAGCACGCCUAAUAAUUUAUUAGCCAGCGGUAACGCAAUGAAGCGCCUGCUUCUGCUCGGUGUCGCAGCGGCUCACCUGCUCCCCGGCGGCGUGGCUAGCGAUGCAGAUGCUGUAGGAUAUACAAAUGCCGAAUCUUUAUACAACGAGGCCCUUCUCUCGCCGCCUGCCGAUGCCGACAACCACUUCCACAAUGCCGCGCUCUCCCGUCGCGCCAUCUCAAAUUCCCCAGGUGGCUACGCCCCCAGUGUCGAAGCCUGUCCAGAUGCACGGCCUACAAUUCGACGCGGUACUGGAUUAAGUCGCCAGGAAACAGACUGGCUCUUACGGCGCCGCAAUGCAACCAUUACGCCGAUGCGAACGCUUCUCAAACGACUCACCGUCCCCGAAUUCGACAUCGAUAAAUAUUUCUCCAAAAUAGCCAACGACAGCACAGUACUGCCUAAUAUCGGAAUCGCCAUUUCGGGAGGCGGCUACCGCGGCCUGCUCAACGGUGCUGGUGCCGUAGCAGCGUGGGACGACCGCGAAGAGGGAAGCACAACCCAAGGCAACUUGGGCGGCCUGUUGCAGAGCUCAACGUACAUAUCGGGUUCAUCUAGCGGUAGCUGGCUCGUUGGUAGCUUGUACACCAACAAUUUUACAACUGUCCACGAGUCGAUUGUCUAUUCCGGCAUCUGGCAGUUUGGCCCUACAGUCUUGACUGGCCCUAACACCGUCAGCUUAUCAUCGUACUAUACCGAUAUUACGAAACAGGUCCAGGCUAAAGAAAACGCAAACUUCACGACGACGCUUACCGACUACUGGAGCCGUAUGCUGGCAUUCCAGAUGAUCAACGAUACAAAUGGCGGCCCCGGAUUCACCUACUCCUCCAUCGCCCAGGACCCUGAGUUUGCUGACGCCAAGGUUCCGGUCCCUAUUCUACUGGCUACUGGCCGCGCUCCCAACGAAAAGAUUUCUUCCAUCAACUCCACCAUCUACGAAAUCAGCCCUUGGGAGCUUGGCUCCCGUGACCCCAAGGUUGCGGGCCAUGCGCCUCUGGAAUUCGUAGGAUCCAAGUUUGAUGGUGGUGUGCUGGUCGACAACAGCAGCUGUGUCCAAGGCUUUGAUAAUGCAGGAUUCAUCAUGGGCACAUCAAGUUCCCUAUUCACACAGCUUGUCCUCUACUUGCGCGACAAGGACAGCCGCUACGUUCCGUCUGGCACACCAUCGGCUAUUUUCGACGCUAUUUCGCAACUGCUUAGCACUUUUGGUGAAUCAUGGAAUGAUAUUGCAGACUGGGCACCGAACCCUUUCAAAAACCUGCAAUCGAAAUCCACUAACGCGACUCUCGCAGACCGUCUGACGCUUGUUGACUCGAGCGAGGACCUGCAAAACAUUCCGUUUUAUCCCCACCUCCACCCGGAUCGCAAAGUCGACGUCGUCUUCUCGGUCGAUUCGUCUUCUGACACAGAGUCUGGCUGGCCAGACGGCGCCUCAGCUGCCGCUACUUACGCGCGUUCUGCAGCAGACUCUUACGGCAGCUCGGCCUUCCCAGCAGUCCCAGGAAAGGAUACCUUUUUAAACCUAGGCUUGAACCGAGCCCCCGUCUUCUUUGGCUGCGACGCUGCUAACUCGACAGUGAACGGCAACGUUGCUCCACUGGUGGUUUAUCUGCCAAAUUACCCUUACGUCUACGCCUCCAACAUAUCGACUUUGCAGCUAAGCGUAUCUGAUUCAGAGCGUGACGCAAUUGUGACCAACGGAUGGGCAGUCGCCACACAAUACAACUCAACCGUGGAUAAGAAAUGGCCAACCUGUGUUGCAUGUGCCAUCUUGUCACGCAGUCUGCAUAGAACCAACACACCGGUACCAGAUGCCUGCAACGCCUGCUUCAAGCAAUAUUGCUGGAACGGUACUCUGGCGCCCGCGAAAGCCGGACCCUACUGGCCGCGCUUCAUCGGAACUCCCAUCACCAAUGUUAACCGCAAUGGUGCAGACAGGCUACCUGCAUUUGCUACCACUACCAUGCUGGUGGUUUUGCUCUCAGCCAUGCUGAAUGUUUUCUGAAGGAACGUGUGACGAAAACAUAACAUGACCUUGGAAAUAGUUAGAUUUGCACACCGACUGUGUGCGGCGUUUUCUGUCUGAUUUUUUUACAUUUGAUACCUUCAUACUUUCUUUGUCUUGGUACUGGGAAACAUUCACUGUUGAUAUAUUUGCGAGACCAACUGUCUUGCACUUUUGCUUUCUGUUUAUAUAAAUCGAAAUGACCAGCGUUUCUCUUUUGGGGGGUAUUGGCUAUUGGAUUAAUCGUUAUGAGGUAUACAUGAUGAUGGGCUUGCAGAUACAAAAUACAAAAGAAAGAUGCGUACUACAAUAUCCUUUAAUUAUGCCACAUACUGGCGUGUGCUCGGCCUCUUUUCCCUCUGCGGCGUCUCUUCCUUGUCGGCCUUUUCUGUGACAGCAUGGGUCCAGAGCAACAGCGUAGCUAUGAUGGUGAAGCAGCCCAUGACAAGGAGCGAGUGGUCAAGACGGGUGCCAUUGCGGCUCGUGU